Arabidopsis thaliana (thale cress) is the source of this 2074-nucleotide messenger RNA. RefSeq names its product DGCR14-like protein. Bases 179 to 1705 code for a protein of 508 amino acids. Gene Ontology annotation, cellular component: nucleus. The transcript has a single exon. The record is from RefSeq and is marked reviewed. Lineage: Eukaryota; Viridiplantae; Streptophyta; Magnoliopsida; Brassicales; Brassicaceae.
AACAAAACGCGUAUAAUCGGAUUGAUAAGGAAUAUUAUAUCAUCGCCGAUGCAAUCAUCGACCAUCGUUUUGUUUUCCUGUCUACCCAAAAACAAACCCUAGUGUCCGAAUUCUCGACAAAAUUCAUCGGCUCCAAAUUCCAUUCGUGCUUUUUGAAUUCGCGUUCUUCUGAUUCAAGAUGUUUCUUUCACCUGGUCAUUCUCCUCGUCAGAUUUCUUCUCCAUCGCCGUCUUCUUAUUCCGAUGAUACCCUCCGAUCAACGCCUCGCAGUUCUUCCUCGGAGAUCAUUCCUCGAAACCCUAGAAAACGGAUGAGAGUUCUCGAUGAGGACGCUUAUGUUGAAGCAAUCGAGAAGAUCAUCGAGCGUGAUUACUUUCCAGAUAUAACUAAGCUUAGGGAUCGGCUCGAUUGGAUCCAAGCGGUGAAAACCCGUGACCCGAUUCAAAUCCGAGAUGCCCAGUUGAAGAUUAUCGAGAGGCGUGGAAAGAAGGCGAAUCAUCAUGUUGGAGAUACCGAGGGUAAAACUCAAACUCCUGGAUCUACUUUUCUGAGAAAUUUCACUCCUUUAGAUGAAUUUGAUGGUAAAACCCCUAGAACUCCUGGAGUAUCUGGUAGAGAAUUUCAUGGUGUUGAAGUAGAUGCUGGUGAUGGAGAUGAAGAUAUAGAUCUUAAUUUGUCCCUAGAUGAGUUCUUUAGGAGAUAUACUAGUGAGGAUAACGAGAGCUUUUCGAAGAUUCUUGAGAAGGUAAAUAGGAAGAAGAAGGAGAAGUAUGGCUUUCUCCUUGAAGGUGAAAAGGAGGAUGGUAAAUCUAUUGAGGAUGUGAAGAGAGAUAGGAUUACAGAUGGGUAUGGUACAUCUGAUCAGCCACCGAGUACUUUAGAAGGAUGGAAAUAUACGGCGAAGAAUCUUCUGAUGUACCAUCCAGCUGAUCGGGGUGAGGCGCCUUUAACUGAGGCGGAAAGGGCAGUGAGAUUACUUGGAUUGACUAAGGAGAUAGUUAAAGGGAACACUCGUUUUCAUGGUAAGACUAUGGAUUCUAGGCCAAGAGAAGAUGGUUCUGUUGAGAUUCUCUACACUCCAAUCGCAGGUUCUUCCCCGAUGCAUAUCUCAGGUAGGGACAGAGACAAGUCUAAAAGGUAUGAUCUUGAUGAUCUAAGGAAAACACCGAAUCCUUUCUAUGUGGAAUCAGAUAAGAGGGCAGACAAUGGGUAUAGUUUUGUUAGAACGCCUUCUCCUGCUCCAGGUCUUGAUGAAUCACCCUUUAUAACAUGGGGUGAGAUUGAUGGGACACCAAUGCGAUUAGAUCUUGAGGAUACACCUAUUGAUAUUGGUGGUAGUGCUGAUGGACCGCACUAUAACAUUCCAUCUGCACCUCCUAGAGAUGUAAGGGCACAUUCAUUAUCAAGGGAUGCAUCGCGAAAACUUAGAGAGAGAUCGAAUAGUAUGUUUAAGAAACCUCCGUUGCCAUCUCCUCAUCGAAGUGGAAGUGCAAGUCCGAAUGUUAGGACUCUUUCACCCGCUGCUCAGAAGUUUUUCAGAAAGGCAAUAGCUAAAUCAUCUUCUACUGUUGAUGAGAGCCUUCGUGCAAGUUAUCGUGGAGCAAGUCCUCGUGGAGCAAGUCCUGGUGCUGUGACUCCUAAGAGUGUGAGAAGUAUUUCAAGAUUUGGCAAAGAUGGGACCAGCUCAGAGACAAGGUCGCCUUGAUGGUGCCAAUGUUAUGGUUAUCUGUUGUUGAAUGCUUUGGUGCUCACAUAGGCAACAAAGUUACUUCUUCUUGUACCAAUUACUGAUAUGACAGAUUUUAAAUGGAAUGCUAUCUAUCUUCGCAUUUGUAAUUUUGACUUCCACAUCUUCUCUUUUCUCUUAGCUCCCAGGCUACGCACUUCAAUAUUACAACAUCAGCACAAUAUCCUCAAGUGUAAAAUUUGGUGUUUAAGCUUUAUCUGUAGAUUCUCUAUAUUUUAGUUCCUUUUGUGUGAUUCAUGCUUUUUAAGAGGUGUCAUCCUCGAGAUUGUUCUCUCUUCAAUCUCAGGUUUCCCUCAGAGUUUGGAAUUGCUUGGAUGUUAAUUAAUC